Molecule: messenger RNA, 846 nt
Organism: Homarus americanus (American lobster)
Lineage: Eukaryota; Metazoa; Arthropoda; Malacostraca; Decapoda; Nephropidae
Product: putative peptidyl-prolyl cis-trans isomerase dodo
Exons: 4
Coding region: 102-590 (162 amino acids)
Cellular component (GO): cytosol; nucleus
Molecular function (GO): peptidyl-prolyl cis-trans isomerase activity; protein binding
Source: RefSeq, a predicted model, not a curated record
GUGGCGAGGAAGCAACAAGGGCGGCAGUUCUGCGGGGCGCUGGACGGGUCAAUACCUGGCACCAGCUGUACUGUGUUGUACCUACACCCUCCUGCACCACCAUGGGGGAUUCCGAGCUGCCAUCGGGUUGGGAGAAACGUGUCAGCCGCUCUACGGGUCAGACCUACUAUCUCAAUGUAUACACCAAAGAAAGCCAGUGGGAUGCACCAACAGAGCCAGCCAAACCAGCAGGAGGGAGUGCCGGUGGUGGUCCUGACCGUGUGCAGUGCUCCCAUCUGCUUGUGAAACAUGCAGGUUCUCGUAGACCUUCUUCAUGGCGCCAAGAGAAUAUUACUCUUUCUAAGGAAGAAGCUAUGGACCUCCUAGAAGGAUAUCGUAAAGAAAUCACAUCAGGACAGUCAUCAUUUGCUGAAUUGGCUGGCAGGGUGUCAGACUGUAGCUCAGCCAAGCGUGGGGGAGACCUUGGACUCUUUGGAAGAGGUGCCAUGCAGAAACCCUUUGAGGAUGCUGCAUUUGCUCUUAAAGUUGGAGAGCUGAGUCAGAUGGUGGACACAGAUUCUGGGGUACACAUUAUUCUUCGUACAGCAUAGAUUGGCUCCACAAACCUCCAUUCUUCAGCUAGUGGCUUAAAACUUGAUGUGAUUAAUUUCCUGUUUUGUCAUAUACUAGACACUCAGGAAUUUAUUUCUUUUAAGUGUUAAAAUAUAUUUGCAGUUAUACUAAGUUUCGUUACAGAAACUUUCAUUGCCUCUUAGCUUUCAAAUGCAGAAUAGUUUAAAGUUAAAACAGUCAUUUAAAAGGGAUUAGGCAAUGCUUCAGUAUCAAUAAAAUAUUACAAUAAAAUAA